Boleophthalmus pectinirostris (great blue-spotted mudskipper) is the source of this 1128-nucleotide messenger RNA. RefSeq lists its product as uncharacterized. The transcript has a single exon. The record is from RefSeq and is a predicted model, not a curated record. Bases 64 to 924 code for a protein of 286 amino acids. Lineage: Eukaryota; Metazoa; Chordata; Actinopteri; Gobiiformes; Gobiidae.
CAAAUCUGAAUUAAAUUAACUUAACUGAAAUAACUGCACUGGUGUUAACAUACAUUAACAUGCAUGCCUGUUACGUUUUCAUUUACCCUCAGCUUGUGCAUAUUUUUGUCUGUUUUUGUUCGCCCCAUCCCCACCAAGGAAAGAGACGCUGGUGCAGUAGCUGUAGGAGAGCUAGAUGUAGACCCCCCGCACCCCUCCUCCGCCCAGCCCGGCUUCGACAGCGACGACAAUUAUACUUUGAGUGACCAAGAUUAUUACGAAGACCGCGAAGAAACUACUGACUCCGCACCUUGGGAAAAGCGCUAUGAAAAACUCUGGGUAGAUGUUGAAAAAAGAGAAGUUAAAACCACAUAUAAAAGUGUCACGGCAGAAUUAAAGGCAAGAUUUGGAGAGCUUUUUAAAUCUAGACGUAGUGGAACAGACGAUGACGAGGAGGAAGAAGAAGAAGAAGAAGAAGAAAAGGAGAAGUAUGAACCAGCACCAGAGACAUCCAGUGACGAAGAUGAGGGAGAUGUUGUAGUUAGGCCCAUAGCAAGAGCACGACAAACUAGUCGACUUUUAACUAUACCAGAGCAAAGAGAGUCAGGCUUAGAGGACUCAGAAUCGGCUGAUAACUCAGUGUGUGAACAAGUCUCGAACAACUCCAGGUAUGAGCAAGGUGACCCAGAAGAGGAUGAUGAGAAAGGGGAGGCCAGUUCACCAUCGCCGCGACCUAGAAAAAUCACAACUGCUAGUGAAGGUAGCAGCUUUGCACAACUAGUCCCCCAGGAUUUCACAGAAGAGAAUCAGGCCAGGACAGCUUCACCAUCUCCUACAGAAGAUGGUGCUGUUUCUCCAGAAGAUUAUAGGCCUUCAUCACCACCACUAUUACAAGACAAUGCCCCAAAAGCAGAUUUAAAUGUGAACGACGAAGCUGAAAUAUAAAACGAGAUGAAGAGUUUGAAGAUGUGUCCAAACAAAGCAGUAGUAGUAGUAGUUGUAAUAGCAGAAUCACGGAGAACAGAGUAGUUUCUCCACCCCAUUUAGAAGCAACAGUUGCAACUACUUCUGUUGCAAAUGAACAAGAGGAAUAUCAGACUUCAUUAACAAGCUUAAAAGAAGCUAUUAAACUGGAUCACUCACCUGACA